Messenger RNA from Morchella importuna, 882 nucleotides. RefSeq lists its product as uncharacterized. The record is from RefSeq and is a predicted model, not a curated record. The coding region runs from base 1 to 882 and encodes 293 amino acids. Gene Ontology annotation, molecular function: oxidoreductase activity, acting on single donors with incorporation of molecular oxygen, incorporation of two atoms of oxygen; ferric iron binding. The transcript is spliced from 6 exons. Lineage: Eukaryota; Fungi; Ascomycota; Pezizomycetes; Pezizales; Morchellaceae.
AUGCUCUUCCUCAAGCCCACUUUCCUCCUCCUCGGCUCUCUCUUCUUCAGUGCCACCCUCGGCCACGACGAGACCUUUGAGCAGCUCGUUGCCCGCGAGAAGCAUGUCGAGGCUGCCCGCCGCGACCUCGAGAGCUGCGCCCACAAGCUCCGUGCCCGAGACGACAUGAACUCCCGCAAGAUGCAGAAGCGUGAGGCCUGGAUCAACGAGUUUGUCGAGAAGCGUGGCAUCACCCGCCGCAGCGCCCCAUUCACAAAGAGGCAGACUUCCUCUGCAGCGGUUUCUUGCAUUCUUGCGCCGGAGGUCACCAUUGGUCCUUACUACCUCGACGGCAUGCCCAUCCGUGUCGACAACCGCGAGGGUGAGCCCGGUGUUGAGAUGCUUCUCGAGAUCGAGUUCGUCAACACGAAAACCUGCACGGUUAUUCCUAACCUCUACAUUGACGCCUGGCACGCAAACGCUACCGGCGUCUACUCCGGUUUCCAGGCCGAAGGAACCCUCGGCGAAACCCAACUCCGUGGCCUUCAGCCCACCGACUCCGACGGCAUUGCCCACAUCACCACGAUCUUCCCCGGCUGGUACCAAGGACGUGCGGUGCACACGCACAUCCUUGCGCACUAUGGCGGUACCGUCAGUGGUACCAAGUAUGUCGGAGGCUCACGCCCGCACAUUGGACAGAUCUUCUAUGAACAGAGUCUCAUCAGCAGCGUUGGAACUGUUUCCCCGUAUACUACGAACCGCAACCAGUUGACCACUAAUACUGCCGACGGUAUCUUCAACCAGCAGAACACUGGAUAUGAUGCUAUCGCCAACACCGAGCUUAUCGGAAGCACUAUUGCCGAUGGUGUCAUUGCUACCAUCUCUGUUGGUAUCUCUAUUUAA